This is a messenger RNA of Dentiscutata erythropus, 198 nucleotides long. NCBI's taxonomy places the organism in Eukaryota, Fungi, Glomeromycota, Glomeromycetes, Diversisporales, Gigasporaceae. The record is from the annotation of a GenBank genome assembly.
CGGGUAACUUUGUUGUAAGAGAAGAGAAUGUGUUUGAAGAAAUUGGAGUUGAUAAAAGUGUUGGUGUUUUGGAGGGAAAUGAAAGAAAUGUGUUGGAGAAAAAUGAAGUUAUUGUGUUGAAAAAUAGUGAAGAGGAAAAUGAGAAAAUAUUAAUAUCCGCAGCCGAUGAAGCAUCCGCAGCACAUGAAGGGGGUAAAG